Homalodisca vitripennis (glassy-winged sharpshooter) is the source of this 798-nucleotide messenger RNA. Its product is annotated as innexin shaking-B-like. The transcript has a single exon. Gene Ontology annotation, cellular component: plasma membrane; gap junction. Bases 427 to 798 code for a protein of 123 amino acids. NCBI's taxonomy places the organism in Eukaryota, Metazoa, Arthropoda, Insecta, Hemiptera, Cicadellidae. The record is from RefSeq and is a predicted model, not a curated record. Gene Ontology annotation, molecular function: gap junction channel activity.
UCCUAUGUUUAGAUAGUUGCAGUGCCACGCCAGUGUCGGUACCGCGCGAGGAGUGCUGUAACCGUGGACAAUGAGAACGGAACGUGUCGCGACAGUCGAUUCACGAUAACCGCAGUGUAUCGUGUAAUAGUGUCAGUUUAAAGUGCUGUUAUGAGGGUCCGCAUUGAUUUUCCCUCCGACUAACCGGAUUAGGCGAUGAUAAGGAGUUGUCCCGGCCCGAACGUCUUCAGUCGCCGCCGAGCCAGUGGAGUGUGAGCACGACGGGGCUUCAUGGGCAGGCCACACGCUCGUGCCCGUUCAGUAGAACUCCAGUAGUGUAACGGUGAACAUGUCACGUCGCGACCGGUGUAUCGCGUCCGGACCUCUGUGAUGAAACGCUGUGAGAGGAUCGGUAGGGUCAAGUUCAAGUGAAUCUCUACAGGAGCUAUGCUGGACGUGUUUCGGGGGUUGAAGAACUUGAUCAAGGUCAGUCACAUACACAUCGACUCGCCGGUGUUCCGGUUACACUACAGCAUCACCGUCAUGAUCCUGAUCGCCUUCAGUCUGAUCGUGACCACGCGCCAGUACGUCGGCAACCCCAUAGACUGUGUCCACACCAAGGACAUCCCUGAGGACGUGCUCAAUACCUACUGUUGGAUACACUCGACUUAUACCAUCAAGACGGCGUUCAGGAAGAAGGUAGGGGUAGUGGUGCCGUACCCCGGCGUCGACAACACCCGUGGCAAGUCCGAGGACAAGAAAUGCUACGGGUAUUACCAGUGGGUCUGCUUCUGCCUGUUCUUCCAGGUGAGCGAGUAA